Endocarpon pusillum Z07020 is the source of this 5631-nucleotide messenger RNA. RefSeq lists its product as uncharacterized. Gene Ontology annotation, molecular function: cytoskeletal motor activity; chitin synthase activity; ATP binding. The coding region runs from base 1 to 5631 and encodes 1876 amino acids. Gene Ontology annotation, cellular component: myosin complex; cell septum; cell periphery. NCBI's taxonomy places the organism in Eukaryota, Fungi, Ascomycota, Eurotiomycetes, Verrucariales, Verrucariaceae. The transcript has 4 exons. The record is from RefSeq and is a predicted model, not a curated record.
AUGACCUCGAACUCUCUCACUGGCAGCGCGCCUGCGCACAUGCAACCAUCUUUGCCAGCACUGCCUGCGCAUCAGCAGUCGGAUACGCACCUCACGGCCCAUCUCGCCAGUCGUUUUCAUGUGUCGUUGCCCACUGCAAGGCUCUCAUCCCAAGCCUUGAUAUGCCUCAACACCUAUACAACAUCCUCAAAAGGACCCAAUGGCCGCAAAGAGGGUAGUGCCAUGGGCGAGGCUGAAGAUUUGGCAAGAAGAGCAUGGACUAGACUUGGUAGUCGUGCAGAAAACCAGGCGGUCUUGUUCUUCGGUGAAUCUGGCGCUGGGAAGACGACAAUCCGGUCUCACCUUCUUUCUUCGUUCUUGUCCUUCUCUUCAACCCCUUUGUCCUCGAAACUUUCACUUGCUGCCUUCGUUUUCGAUACUCUCACCACUACGAAAUCAGUCACGACCCCAACAGCCUCAAAAGCUGGACUGUUUUUCGAGCUGCAAUACGACGCCUCUUCCACCCUCAAUCCUACACUUAUUGGAGGGAAGUUGCUGGAUCAUCGUCUGGAGAGGAGCAGGAUUGCGUCAGUGCCAACUGGCGAGAGAAGUUUCCAUGUGCUUUACUAUCUUCUCGCUGGGACGAGCGCCGCUGAGAAGACUCAUCUUGGUCUCGACAACGUAACCAAUGUGACGACAAGCGGUACCGGCUUGGCCAGGUCAGCGUCCGUGGCGCAUAAGAGAUGGCGAUAUCUAGGACACCCCACUCAGAUGAAGGUUGGUAUCAAUGACACCGAAGGAUUCCAGCAUUUUAAAACUGCUCUUCGGAAGCUCGAGUUUCCAAGAAGCGAAAUUGCAGAAAUAUGCCAGAUUCUUGCUGCCAUCCUCCACAUUGGACAGCUGGAGUUCGUGACCGGCCAAUCGACCACAACUGCUGCGGAAGAGAGCGGAGGUUACUCGCAUGAAGGUGGUGAAACAGUCACUUUGGUUAAGAACAAGGCUGAACUUGGUAUUGUUGCGGCUUUUCUCGGGCUCAGUACGCAGGAUCUGGAAACUAGUCUGGGCUACAAGACCAAAACCCUCCACCGAGAACGGGUCACAGUGAUGUUAGAUCCUAGCGGUGCUCGUGGGAAUGCGGAUGAGCUUGCAAGGACACUGUACUCUCUUUUGGUCGCAUAUGUAAUCGAGAACAUCAACCAGCGGCUUUGUGCUCCGGAGGAAUCUGUGGCAAACACGGUCUCAAUCAUCGACUUUCCCGGUUUCGCCCAAUCAGCAUCCACUGGCUCAACUCUGGACCAGCUAUUGAAUAACACAGCUACAGAGGCAUUGCAUAAUUUCUGCCUGCAGAGCUUCUUCGAACGAAAGGCUGAGACGCUGGAAGCGGAAGAAGUUAGCGUGCCAGCGACAAGCUACUUUGAUAACUCGGAUGCAGUGCGAGGUCUGUUGAAGCAUGGGAAUGGUUUGCUAAGCAUACUGGAUGAUCAGACCCGCAGAGGCAGGACGGAUGCCCAAUUCUUGGAAAGUAUUCGAAAACGUUUCGAGAACAAGAACCCGGCUAUCUCGGUGGGUCAAGCCACAGCGAUUAUGCCUGGCAGUAACUUCGCAACCACCAACACAUCUGCGGCAUUCACUGUGAGGCACUAUGCUGGAGAGGUGGAUUACCCAGUGGCGGGUCUUGUCGAAGAAAACGGAGACAUUGUGUCUGGUGACUUAAUGAAUCUCAUCAAUUCGUCAAAGAGUGACUUCAUCUGUCAGCUAUUUGGACAAGAGGCGCUGAAAACAGUCACACACGCGAAAGAUCGAACAGCGAUCAUGCAAGCACAAGUCAGCUCUAAGCCAUUGAGGAAACCCAGUAUGGCUAGACGGAAAGGCGAUCGACCUGCUCGCUUUGGUGGCCGAACUGCUACCGAACAGUCUGAUCCUGACGACAUGGAUGAUUCCUCGAGCAAUGCUGGAGCAAGAUCUGUUACUGGAAGGAGAGGCAAUCCGAUUGGCUUUAGCCAAGGUGCUGCGGCUCAGUUCUUGUCAUCUCUUGAUAACAUCAUAAAGUCUCUCAAUGCGCCUAACCUCAACUCCUACUUUGUCUUUUGCCUCAAACCAAACGACAGGAGGAUAGCAAAUCAAUUUGACAGCAAGUGUGUUCGGACGCAGGUACAGACCUUUGGUAUCGCGGAGAUCAGCUCAAGAUUGCGAAAUGCUGAUUUCAGUUUCUUCAUACCGUUCAGCGAAUUCCUUGGGACGGCCGACGCCAACUCUCUCAUUGUUGGCAGCGAGAUGGAGAAGGCCCAGUUGGUCCUCGAUGACAAGAGGUGGCCUGCCAACGAGGCCAAGAUUGGCAGCACUGGCGUGUUUCUAAGUGAACGAUGCUGGGCCAGCAUUGCUCAUCUGGAAGACCGGGGUCUACCGGGGUACGCGGAUGAUGAUGAGACACCAGGUAUUCCUGGCGAUAAGAGUUUUGGUGAUUCCAAAGUGCGUUUGCUUCACUCAACAGAGGGCGCGCCUUACGGCUAUAGUGAUGACCUUAAGGCUGGGGGCUAUUUCGGCAGCAAAGAGCUUGACACACGUUCAGAAGCUGGUGCCUCAGCCUUCAACUCCGGGGAUAUGUUUCGGAAUCUUGAGACCCGAGAACAGAUGGCUGAGAAGGGCAACGAGCGCAAAAUGCAAGAAGUUGACGAAGUUGAGGUCUCUGGCAGCCGGAAGCGAUGGCUCGCUGUGGUCUAUCUUCUGACCUUCUACAUUCCCGACUUCUUAAUCAAAUGGGUAGGACGCAUGAAACGCAAGGACAUCCGUACUGCAUGGCGGGAAAAGUUCGCGAUCAAUCUACUGAUCUGGCUGAGUUGCGGAUUUGUCGUCUUCUUCAUCGUUAUUUUUCCGCAGCUGAUCUGUCCAAGACAAGAUGUCUUUUCUGCCGCUGAGUUGUCAGCCCAUGAUGGGAAAGGGAAGAACAGUGCUUAUAUCGCCAUUCGAGGACAGGUCUUCGACCUGGGAGCCUUCAUGCCGUCUCAUUACCCAUCGAUUGUCCCUCAGUCGGCCCUCAGGAGAUACGCUGGCAUCGACGCAACGGAUCUCUUUCCAGUUCAAGUUUCUGCUUUGUGUCAAGGCAAAGACGGGUCUGUGGAUCCUUCAGUCCAGCUUGACUAUACGUCAACCAAUGUCACGGGAUCUGCCAAUGUGAUCAGCGCGACCGAUCUCAACAAGAAAUACCACGACUUCCGACACUUCCAAAACGAUUCUCGUCCCGACUGGUUUUUCGAGCAAAUGGUUAUGCUGAAAGCCAACUACAAGAAGGGUGAUAUUGGAUACACGCCCCAGUAUGUCAAUACGCUUGCCGGAAAACAGCAGUCCAUUGCUAUUCUCAACGACCGUGUUUAUGACUUUACGGACUAUCUUCGGGGCGGUAGGAGAACACUUGCUCCGGUCGGCGAAGAGCCUCCUCAGGGUGUCGACACCAAUUUCAUGCAUCCGCUUGUGGUUGACCUCUUCCGUCAACGUGCUGGGCAGGACAUCACAAAAUACUGGACUGCUCUUGACCUGGACCCAGCUCUUCGCAGUCGCAUGCAACUCUGUCUCGACAACCUGUUCUACGUGGGUAAGACAGACACACGUAACUCUGCGCAGUGUCUAUUCGCCAGAUAUGUCCUUCUUGCCAUUUCGAUUCUACUGUGCAGCGUUAUCGGAUUCAAGUUCUUUGCCGCUUUGCAGUUCGGGAAGAAGAACUUGCCUGAAAAUCUCGACAAGUUCAUCAUCUGUCAAGUGCCCGCGUACACGGAAGAUGAGGAUUCCCUUCGACGUGCUAUCGACUCGGCUGCUAGGAUGAAGUAUGAUGAUAAACGUAAAUUGCUCAUAGUGGUCUGCGAUGGUAUGAUCAUUGGGCAAGGCAAUGAUCGUCCCACACCUCGUAUCGUACUCGACAUCCUGGGUGUCUCAGAGACGGUGGAUCCAGAACCACUCAGCUUCGAAUCUCUUGGCGAAGGCAUGAAACAGCACAACAUGGGUAAGGUAUAUUCCGGCUUAUAUGAAGUCCAAGGUCACAUCGUGCCCUUCUUGGUGGUGGUCAAGGUUGGCAAGCCAUCUGAGGUUUCUCGACCCGGUAACAGGGGCAAGCGUGACUCUCAAAUGGUCAUCAUGCGCUUCCUAAACAGAGUCCACUACAAUGCACCAAUGACUCCCCUUGAGCUUGAGAUGCACCACCAAAUCCGGAAUAUCAUCGGAGUGAAUCCGACCUUCUACGAAUUCAUGCUACAGAUUGACGCCGACACAGUGGUUGCACCGGACUCAGCAACGAGGAUGGUCUCAGCGUUCCUGCACGAUACAAGACUCAUUGGCAUUUGCGGCGAAACGUCACUCACCAACGCGAAAUCAUCCAUGAUCACCAUGAUCCAAGUGUACGAAUAUUAUAUAUCUCACAAUCUCACGAAAGCAUUCGAGUCGCUCUUCGGCUCGGUGACCUGUCUUCCUGGCUGUUUUAGCAUGUACCGGAUUCGUGCAGCUGAGACUGGAAAGCCAUUGUUUGUCAGCAGAGAAGUCUGUGACGCCUAUGCAGACAUCCGCGUAGACACCCUCCACAUGAAGAACUUGCUCCAUCUUGGCGAGGACAGAUAUCUCACUACCCUCCUCCUUAAAUUCCACUCCAAAUACAAGACGAAAUAUAUCUUUAAUGCUCACGCCUGGACUAUUGCUCCUGAUAGCUGGAAAGUGUUCAUGUCUCAGCGUCGCCGCUGGAUCAAUAGUACCGUCCACAACCUGAUCGAACUGAUCCCUCUUCAGCAACUUUGCGGAUUCUGCUGCUUCUCCAUGCGCUUCGUUGUGUUCCUCGACUUGCUCUCCACCAUUGUUCAACCAGUUACCGUUGCAUACAUUGCUUACCUCAUAGUUCUGAUCUCGCUGAGCACCGACGUUAUCCCUCUAACAGCGUUCAUUCUGCUUGGUGCUAUCUACGGUCUACAAGCCAUUAUCUUCAUUCUCCGCCGUAAGUGGGAAAUGAUUGGCUGGAUGAUUGUCUAUAUCCUAGCUAUGCCUGUCUUUUCGCUCGGUCUUCCUCUGUAUGCCUUCUGGCAUAUGGAUGACUUUAGCUGGGGUAACACGCGUAUUGUGACAGGAGAGAAAGGAAAGAAGGUCGUCAUUUCUGACGAAGGCAAAUUCGAUCCUAACACCAUACCGAAGAAGAAGUGGGAGGAAUACCAGGCGGAGUUGUGGGAUGCGCAAACCCAGCGAGAUGAUGCAAGAAGCGAAGUCUCAGGAUACAGCUACGGCACUAAAUCCUACCAUCCUACCGCACCGUCAACCCACGGGGGGGAUUUCUCUCCCAACCCGCGCGCAAUGUCUCAGCUUGACUUUAAUGGUGGUGGAAUCCACUAUGCUAACAACAAUGCCUCAAGACUCAGCCUUGCCGCUAGCGAUGCAAUGCUCAUGGGAAAUGGGUUAAGUCGAAGGCAGAGCGCGAUUGAUGUGGAGAUGUCUGAUUUGACAGGCUUGCCGACGGAUGAUGCCCUCCUGAAUGAGAUACGCGAUAUCCUGCGGACGGUGGAUCUGAUGAGUGUGACAAAGAAGGGUGUUAAGAUGGAGUUGGAGAAGAGAUUUGGUGUGAACCUUGAUGGGAAGAGGGCAUAUAUCAGCAGCGCCACGGAAGCGGUGCUGUCUGGUCAGCUUUGA